Molecule: messenger RNA, 1728 nt
Organism: Cucurbita maxima (winter squash)
Lineage: Eukaryota; Viridiplantae; Streptophyta; Magnoliopsida; Cucurbitales; Cucurbitaceae
Product: syntaxin-32-like
Exons: 6
Coding region: 392-1411 (339 amino acids)
Biological process (GO): intracellular protein transport; vesicle fusion; endoplasmic reticulum to Golgi vesicle-mediated transport
Cellular component (GO): endomembrane system; Golgi membrane; SNARE complex
Molecular function (GO): SNAP receptor activity; SNARE binding
Source: RefSeq, a predicted model, not a curated record
UAUGUUGAGAUGAGCAGCCGGUAAUUUCCUCCAAUUUUCUUUUUCAGCGCCUCGUCUCAGCUUACUUAACUCUCUCCGUUACCGCCAUCUUUGUUUUUCUUUUGUUCCCCCCAAUUUGAUGCUCUUUCGGCUUCAAUUUCAAUCUGUCAUUGAACUCGAUCCAUUUCUCCCUCUUUUUGAUCUGCAAUUCGUUUCUUAUUCGUUCGAUUAAGCGCGUCGCCGGGAUAUUGAACUCUCUUUCUGGCUGAUUGGGUGGAAUGGUGAUUUCGAUCCAGAUCUAGGGUUUUGCUUCCAAUUCUUUCUGGCUUUUUUUGUUUCGCUUGAUUUUCUCCUUGAGGAUUGAGGGACUCGGAUCUCGCGGCUGUUGAGAGCUAGAGAUUACGCGCUGAAGAUGGCUGUCAAAACAGCACAAUCAUUUAGAGAUCGGACGCUGGAAUUCCAGAACAUAACAGAGAGGCUAAAGAAGUCUUUCUCAUCGAGCACGGGAACAACUGGACCUAGUGCUGGUUCAAAGUCAGAAGAGCAGCGCUCUGCUGUUGCUCUUCAGUCUGAAUUCAAUAAGAGGGCUUCCAAGGUUGGAUUAGGGAUACACCAGACGUCUCAGAAACUCUCAAAGUUGGCAAAAUUGGCAAAGAGGACUUCAGUUUUUGAUGACCCAACAAUGGAAAUUCAGGAGCUAACUGCUCUUAUUAAGCAGGACAUUACAACCUUGAACUCUGCCGUUGUAGAUCUUCAGCUUCUCUGCAACUCUAGAAAUGAAAAUGGAAACAUAUCCAGUGAUACUACUAGUCAUUCAACCACUGUGGUAGAUGAUCUUAAGAAUCGACUGAUGAGCACCACAAAAGAGUUUAAAGAAGUUCUAACCAUGCGAACUGAAAAUUUGAAGGUUCAUGAGAAUAGAAGACAACUAUUUUCUUCUACUGCUUCAAAGGAAUCUACCAAUCCUUUUGUGCGCCAGCGUCCAUUAGCUUCCAGGUCAGCUGCUGGUGCCUCAAGUGCGCCCCCUCCUCCAUGGGCCAAGGCGUCCACAUCUUUUUCUAAAACAUCUCCCGGGAAGCAGGUGGAUGGGGAGAGUCAACCAUUGUUACAGCAGCAGCAACAGCAACAGCAGCAGAUGGUUCCAUUACAAGACACUUACAUGCAGAGCCGAGCUGAAGCUCUUCAAAAUGUAGAAUCCACCAUUCAUGAAUUGAGCAAUAUCUUCAACCAGCUGGCCACUCUGGUUUCUGAACAAGGAGAGAUUGCUAUCAGGAUCGAUGAGAACAUGGACGAUACUCUGUCAAAUGUGGAGGGGGCACAGGGUGCAUUGCUCAAGUAUCUAAACAGUAUAUCAUCAAAUAGGUGGCUGAUGAUCAAAAUUUUCUUUGUACUAAUAUUCUUCCUCAUGGUUUUCCUAUUUUUUGUGGCAUAGUGGUUGAAGAGAGAGUUGUAAUUGGAAAAAUGAAGAGAAGAAAAUUGGUUUUUUGCUGUCUAUUAAUAUCCCUUCGUAUUCUUUUUUCAUAUACCUCCUCCUCCUGUUAGUCAGUCGGUCAGUCACUCCCUCCCAUGCAUAUUAUUAUACUUUUCAGACGGAAGAUCUGGGAUUCUUCUGGUCCAGUAUAAUAUAAUGUUGAUAAUGUUGUCAGUUUGUGAAUUGUAAGAGGCGUUAAUUACUUCUUGACAAUUGCCAAAACAUAUGGCGAACCCUCUUUUUUCUCAGUAAUUUAUAACUAUGGUUUCUGUCUCCAU